This is a messenger RNA of Chrysemys picta bellii (western painted turtle), 940 nucleotides long. Lineage: Eukaryota; Metazoa; Chordata; Testudines; Emydidae. The record is from RefSeq and is a predicted model, not a curated record.
GUCUGCAGCUAUUGGACGAAGCGCAGGCAGGAGUCCGGAUGCUGAAAGCCCAGCUGGGUAAUGUCAGUGCAGCGUGUGGAGAAAUCCAGAACCGUCUGGACAAUGUCAGUGCAGCGUAUGGAGAAAUCCAGAACCGUCUGGACAAUGUCAGUGCAGCGUAUGGAGAAAUCCAGAUCCAUAUGGACGGUGCAGCGCGAGCAGCAGUGCAAGAUGGCUGCAGUGACGUGCUAAAAAAGCUCUCCAGAGGCUGGAAAUUUUACGGUGGGAACCUCUAUUACUUUUCAAAAGGAACGAAGUCGUGGGACGCGGCCGAGAAGUUCUGUGUGUCUGGGAACUCACACUUGACCUCUGUCUCCUCCCAGGCAGAACAGGAGUUUCUCUCCAAUGAGACCCAGGGAAAAGGUCACUGGAUUGGACUCACCGACCGGGAGACAGAAGGCAGCUGGCGCUGGGUGGAUGGCACAGAAUACAGAGCAGACGCAAGCAGGGGGUUCUGGGCGCAGAAUGAGCCAAACAAUUACGAUCCGGGGACAGAGGGUGGAGAGGACUGUGUUCAUACCGAGCCAUCCAAACAGAAUUUGUGGAAUGAUGCCAAGUGCACUCGUCCUUUCAAGUGGAUUUGUAAGCAGGCCCAUGGACCGGCUGGGCUGUGACAUGCAGGUCCCAGCACCUCAGAAAGCGUCUUAAUUUCCAAGCUAGAAUAUUUCCCAGCCACCUGCCAAUGAGGAGCCCUGUGCACUGGAGGGGGCCGCAUGGGAUGUGGAUUGCAGGGACGCUUUGUCUUGGUGUGAUAUUUCUGGCUGUAGCAGAGACAGCUGCCUUAUGCUGCUCAGUGUGGCUGGCUCUGUAAUUUGUAUGUUUCCAGGUCUGUCACUGAAUAAAGUCCUUGGAUCAUGGAGUUAUUGUUUCACAAUCACCCAAUAAAUAAUGAUUUGCUUGA